AUGCUGAAACGAGCAUGGAUAGAUUUAUCAUACACAUUCUCGACUUCCAUUCCGCCAGUCAUGGAUCGUGCUCCACCUCACAAUUCAACUUCCGACCCGCCACCUCCCGAUAGUACUAUGCCGAAACUGAAGUCAUAUAUGGAUGAUGCUCCACCUUCGCACAAUUCAUCUUCCGACUCGCCAGCUCCCGAUAUAAAGAAUUGGAGGCAAUACAAGUUCUUCUCGCCAAAUCAGCAACAUUUGGCCGAAAUUUCGUUCCUGGAUUGUGAUUACCGCUUGGCUAAGCCGACGUACAAAAUUAAGCUGGAUCAAAAGAGAAAUGGUACACGCAGUAUUUGGAUCAGAAAUGAUGGAGCAAACAAGAUUGUCGUCAAGAUUGAGGUGCAUAAAUACGAAGGCAAAACAACAACAACGCAACAAGAAAAAUCCAUUGACCCUGUUGUUUGGAAGGUACACACGAACUCAGAGCCAAUCCCGCCCAACGAGGAGAGGGAAAUUACCCUGGAGUGUUUGAAUUGGAAAGACGAGAAACGACAGCAAGAGGCGGAGUUUAAAAUGACCGUUCAAGAUGUUUCCUCAUCAAUUGUUUCGGAACGUCAAAUCCUAGCCGUUAAAGUUGAUAAAAGUGGCAAGCACAAGAAGACAGCAUCUCACGCAGCUCCUGCUGGUCCUUCCAACUCUUCUCGUUUUAUGCCAGAAAGUAGCUUUCAACUGCCGGAGUCGUCAAUGAAGACUAGCCAGUCACUUUUCUCAACGAUGAGCAGUGACGUUGCAGUGACGUCUUCGACAUCGCAGCCUGAGGGUGAAACCAGUGGAUCAAAAGAGCAAAGCAGCAACCCAUCAACGACUCCGCAGCUCUCUGAGUUCGAGAAGGAUCUAGACCUCAGCGCCCUUUGCAACUACGACCUCGGCUUCUUGGUAGUUCAGAGCGAAAUGGACGAGAUUCUCCACUCUGAUCCCGGCCUCAACCAAGAAUUGAACACGAAGGUCGGAAUGCAAGAUAUCGGAAGCAAUUUGGAACCUGUUUCGGCCGCUGCCAACACCACCUCCAGCGAGUACUUCCUUGACGGCUCAUCCGGCUUCCCAAUCCUCAGUCCCGAGCCCGUGAUCCCCCCCGAUAUCUUAGAUUUGGCCCUUCUUGAAGCAAAGUUCGUGAACCCGGACCCCACUCAGCGCCUCACGGAACUCGGAAACAAUUUGGAGCUUGAUCCGCUGACCGACGAGGGCGAGCCCAAGCCCAAGAAGUCCAAGGAGCAA
Mesorhabditis belari is the source of this 1257-nucleotide messenger RNA. NCBI's taxonomy places the organism in Eukaryota, Metazoa, Nematoda, Chromadorea, Rhabditida, Rhabditidae. The record is from the annotation of a GenBank genome assembly.